This is a messenger RNA of Vicia villosa (hairy vetch), 492 nucleotides long. RefSeq lists its product as uncharacterized. The coding region runs from base 1 to 492 and encodes 163 amino acids. The record is from RefSeq and is a predicted model, not a curated record. Lineage: Eukaryota; Viridiplantae; Streptophyta; Magnoliopsida; Fabales; Fabaceae. The transcript has a single exon.
AUGGAGGUAGUAUUUGAUGAUGACUCUGAUGAGUAUGACACUGAGUUGGAUGAGGAAGAUGGUAACCUAAUUGACUAUGACAUUGAAGAUGGUGAUCAAGAGGGGAAAAGCAAAAAAGGUAAAGAAAAGUGGGAAGCAAACAAAGAAGAUUUUAAAGGUAGUGAUAAUGAAAGUGAGGAUCUUGAAGGUGAAUGUGAUUGUGGAGAUAAAAGUAGAUUUAGGAGAAAGAAGUAUCCAAUAUUCAAGAUACAAAAGGAUAUGUCAAAUUACAAAUGGGAAGUGGGAACAUAUUUUACUUCAAAAGAUGAUUUCAAGGAAGCAAUUACCUCUUAUGUAGUCCAAUCUGGAAGAUACUUAAGGUACACUAAAAAGGACAAGAUAAGGGUUAGGGUUAGGUGUAAAGAUGGAUGGGAAUGGGAAGUUUAUUGUGCUAAGUUGUCUAAUGAGGAUUCUUGGCAACUAAGAAAAGUAGUAGACACUCCAAGUUGUUAA